Messenger RNA from Mytilus trossulus (common blue mussel), 9217 nucleotides. Its product is annotated as tubulin monoglutamylase TTLL4-like. The coding region runs from base 160 to 3678 and encodes 1172 amino acids. Lineage: Eukaryota; Metazoa; Mollusca; Bivalvia; Mytilida; Mytilidae. Gene Ontology annotation, biological process: microtubule cytoskeleton organization; protein polyglutamylation. Gene Ontology annotation, molecular function: tubulin binding; tubulin-glutamic acid ligase activity. The transcript is spliced from 17 exons. The record is from RefSeq and is a predicted model, not a curated record. Gene Ontology annotation, cellular component: cilium.
GAUUGGUUGAAAUUACCAUUAACGAAGGAAAUUGAUUGGACACUUACAGCGGCAUGUUGCCUAGUAUCAUCAAGCGGUAACACGUUUGUGAUGGGUGUUCCUUAAAGAAAACUGAUGAUGAAAAUGGAAAUAAGAUAGCAAAAAUCCCCACACGUUAACAUGGGGGACCCAAGGUUAUAUGCUGGUAUGGAGGAUGUUUCCUUGAAGAAACAGUUGCCUUUAAGACAAACUGCACAGAAACCUAUGCUUAAGUACCAGCCAGUUGCUAAACAGUUACAUGCCUUCCAUCAGUCAGAUAGUGUAUAUUCACCUAAUGAUGUCCACCAUUCCUACAGCAAUCUUAGUCAGGCAUCAGACAUUGAACCAAUGGUACCAGCACCCUUUAGGAUCAGUCGGACCAAUCACUCUGUUUCUAGUUACAGACAGGGAGGUCAGACUUACGUUUCACCAAAUAACAUUGGAAAGCCAGUGCCACCUGCUAAAAGUAAUACUAAUCCUUAUGCUCGCCCAUUGAGUGCCAAAGAUAUUGUAAAUGAUCUUCAGAAUCAGCAUUCACAGAAAAUUAAAAAAAAUAAAAGUGCCCUUCAAGUUAAUCCUGGCCAAAGUCAAGUGCCUUUUCCAGUUAAUUCUUUUAUGCGACCACAAAGUGCAAUUAAGAAAGAGGCACCUAUAACAAAAGAAAUAGUAUCAAGACUAAAUGAGAACAGACUAAAUGAGAACAACAACCGUGAGCAAUCAUCAUCAUCUAGUGGAUCUAGAACUAGUCAAACGUCAACUCCAGUCUCGGAAACUUCCAAAUCAUCAUCUGUACUUAAAACUGUCACUUCAAAUUUAAACUUAAUGAAUGGACAGGUCACAACUAUUGAGACUAAUGGUACAACUGUUAUUCAGAAAGUUACACCACCUGCAAACUUCAGUGCUCAAAUUAACAACAUUAUCACUAAAGUGACGGAGAAUCCAAAAAUAAUUCAAAAUGGACAAACGAAACCUGUUGUCAGACAAGUGUCUUCUAUACCCAAGCCUGGAAGUGCUAGCAAUUCAAACUCAAGUAAAUCCUCUACCCCAGAAUUGCCUUCAAAAGUUCGUAAUCUGAAUUACACACCAACAAAGCCUUAUUAUGAAGUGAUGAACCCACCCUUUGAUGAAGAAGUUGUGCAAAAUAAAACACAGGGCAAUAAGCCACUACAGACAACUGCUACAACUGUCACACCUCCAGCUGAACCAAAACCCAAAAGCAUAACAAACAGUGUCUCUGCUACUUAUGUCAAGACUUCUACCAUUGAAACUAAAUCUAAUGGUGGCAGUAAUACCAUUGCAAAUAAAUCUACUAGUGGCAGCAAUACCAUUGAAAAUAAAUCUAAUAAUGGAAGCAAUACAAUGUUUUAUAGAAAGGGAUCAAAAUCUGAAGAAUUGUUGCACGAACAGCGACCUCCAGCUGUAGGGAGUCCAACAAAAGCAAAACAGAGAGAAAAAUUGGAGAAAGUUGAUAGGACAGAAGAAGGUGCUGAGGAUGAUGGAGAAGAAGAUGAAGAUUCAGUGCCUGGAGAGAGAUUUCCUGGUGAUGGAGAAGCCAGCGAUGAUUUGGACGAUGAUGAUGACGAUGAUGUAAUUGACUGUUUAGAAGAUGAUAAUGCAGGAGGAUCGGAGGGUGAAUCUGAUGGUUACUCCAUUACAAGUAGUUUAUCUAGAAGGUCAUCAUCAGGAUUGUCAAGGUCAAAGUCAGCAAGACAAAUAGGAACAGUAAGAUCUGUCAGUUCUACCAGUGCAGAUGAAGUGUCCGUCCGACCAGUGUCCACCACCCGUCCACAAACAGCUGUUGUUAAAACUGUGAUAAAGCAACCUCUGACUAAAAGUUUGUUUCCAGGGGUACCACCAACUAUUAACUUUGUUGUGGAAGGGGAAAAAGUUGAACAACUACCAUGGGAAUAUCGAAGACUUAUGAAAUGGAGAAUGAGUCCCAUAACACCUAAUAUAGUUAAACACAGUCUAGCUAGGAUUGGUUUUAGAAUUACUAAACGUAAUCAUGACUGGUUAGGAUGUUGGGGAAAACACAUGAAAUCUCAGGGAUUUAAAGGAAUAAAAGAAUGGCAGAAGCUUAACCAUUUUCCAGGAACAUUCCAAAUUGGUCGUAAAGACAAACUAUGGAGGAAUCUAUCGAAAAUGCAGUUGCAUUUUGGAAAGAAAGAGUUUGGGUUUUUCCCUCAAACUUACUGUUUACCUUAUGAUAACAAAUUACUGAAACGUGCCUGGGAAGAUGGAGGAAACAAACAGAAAUGGAUUAUUAAACCUCCUGCCUCUGCUAGAGGGAUAGGAAUUAAAGUUAUACACAAAUGGAACCAAAUUCCCAGGAAGAAAUCAGUGAUUGUCCAGAAGUAUUUAGGCCGACCCUACCUCAUCAACGAAAGUAAAUUUGACAUGAGAGUGUAUGUUUACGUCAGCAGCUAUGAUCCACUCAGGAUCUACGUGUUUGAAGAUGGUCUAGCUAGGUUUGCUUCAUGCAAGUACUCCAAUUCCAUGAAGAAUUUGAACAACAAGUUCAUGCAUUUAACGAACUACAGUGUAAAUAAGAAGAAUGCUGAUUACCAGGCUAAUGGGGAUGAAGGAGUUUGUCAGGGACAUAAAUGGGGAUUAAAAGCUUUGUGGAAUUACAUGAAGAGACAAGGGAUCAACACAAAUGCCAUAUGGGAUAGUAUUAAGGAUUUAGUAGUGAAAACUAUUAUAUGUGCUGAAUCUCCUAUCAACAGUUUAAUUAAGUCUAAUAGUAAGAGUAAAUACUGCUGCCAUGAACUGUUUGGUUUUGAUGUCAUGUUGGAUGAAAGUUUGAAACCAUGGAUUCUAGAAGUGAAUAUUUCACCUAGUCUUCAUUCAAAUUCUCAGCUUGACAUUAAUAUCAAGGGACACAUGAUCCGAGAUCUAUUUAACAUUGCUGGAUUCCGAAUACCAGACAAGACAGAUGUCUCACACAGCAGUGCUCCAGGAACAAGUGCUACAGAAUUUAGUUCUUACCAUCCCCCAAAUGAUUACUGUAUGGACAAACGACUAUUUACACAACAGAUGGCGCCAGAUGAGAGAGCCAAGCAUGCCUUCUACUGCCAAAGACACCAAGAUGAUCAAACUCUACAAACAAUGUUAGAUGUUUUAACACCAGACGACAUGAGAGUUUUGAUUGAGAGUAUAGACGAAGACAGUCGGAAAGGGGGUUUCCAGAGGGUAUUCCCCACACCUAGUACUCACAAAUACCUACGAUUCUUUGAAUCAGCGAGGUAUUAUAAUUUACUGUUGGAUCAGUGGGUGCAGAGAUUUAACAGAAUGGAACAGAAAGGUAUACUAAUUCUGGAAUCAUUUUGUGAAGAAGGUGUUCAUUUAGAAAAUCCAUCAUCUAGCCCUCAUCAUCAGUGGAGUUCUCCCAAUAGUCUAAACAGUCACAGAGAUUUGAGAAUGCAGAGUGCUCCAUUGUCCAAACACGCAGAGAGUAAGGACCCAAAGUCAGUAAAACACAGUGCUUCAUCCUCACAGCUGCCAAAAGUUUCUAAAAAGCCUCCCAAGGCACCAGUGCAUGCAUCCAGUCACACAUCACAAAAUGGUUCUGUGUCACUCAGCACAACCCCGUCUCCCUCAUAUGCCCAGUCACCUGCGCCUAGUUACGCAAACGCUAAAGUGACCGUCAAUCCAAGAUGACUGGCGGUCCGCCUGCCCCCGCUUAAAGAUAUAUUUAAUGGAAGCUUGCCCAUGUUCACCUCACGUCGUUAUCAGCGCCAAGUCAAGUCAACUACAGUCUCUCGCAGUACUGAAUCUGGUGCUCGCAGUGUAGACCCAAGCGAGACUAGAAAAGAAGGAAGGAAAUUUCAAGCUAAGAAAUUUGAAGAUUAUUUCUAUUGACUAUCAGAGACAACAGUUGGCUUGUUCACACCUCAUGUUGACCUUGUCAUUGACCUUGUCAUUGUUCACAUUUUAGUUUGUCCUUUUUAUGUGUAUUUAUUUAUUCCACUAUCUCCCACCAGUUACUGUUGUAGAGUUAUGAGAGAAGACUUUACAGAUCAAAACAUUGUAAUAAAUACUAUAUUAAAUAAAAUAAUAUUGGAUAAACAGCUUAUCUUCAAUAUAACCGUAAAACACAACUAUAGUGAAGCUGACAUGAAUAUUGUCUUUAAAGAAGAUGCUAUUUUUAUAAAAAUUGGCCAACAUGUAAGUACUAAAUCACUUUUAAGGUGUCAUUUAUAUAACAAUGUUAUUACAUCUAGUACGAUGUUAUUGAAAAUGAGACUAAAUUAUGUCCUAAUCACUGGCUGUAAUCAUGAAAAAUGUGAUUUAUUUUAACCUCAGUCAGAAAAAGCAAUUUUCAUUUGUUCAAAUAAGUUAUUUCUUUGAAAAAAAAAUCAGAUUAUUCAAUUAAUAUUGCUGGUCAAGGUAAGAAGAUAGCUUGUCAAGGGAGAUAAUUGAUCAAACUUCAUUUCUUGACAGACUAAAUUGCAAAACAAAGAUAAGAUCAUAUCUCAGAAAAAAAAUAAAAUCAUUUAACUGAAGACUACUUACAUUUGGUUAUUAUAUAAUUUCAACAGCAAAACUAUUGAUUCCUAAGAAUAAUUUGACAGUGUUUUGACUAAGUGAAGUCUUUUCCCAUUAAGUACAGUAUUAUGUCGGUGUUAAAUGUAUAUAAUGUAUUGUGAUGCUCAGCACACAAUAAUACAACUAUCUGGUGCAGUAUGAAUGAGAGAUGAAAGUUUAGUGUCCUGUAUUAAACAUAUUUUAUAGGUAUGGCCUUAGAAUGACACUGAUUAUGUUUAUAUAUAUUCUCAGGGUUUACUAAAAAGCUAUCAUUCCAAAUUGUAUUUCAAUUUUACGAUAUAACAUAGAUUUAAUAAGAGAAGUUUGCUCAACUUAUGGCACAGAGAGUAAUUUAGUUUCGUUCUUUUAAAGUUGGAUAAAAACUGCAUUCCAGGAAAUAGUGAAGUUUCUCAGCAGAAAGUUUAAAUCAUGAGCAGUCAAAAAUUUCUCCUUAAAUUUUUUGAAUAAUAGCCUACAAAAGGUUGUUUUAUGACACACCUACAAUAGUAAUAAGUUUGAAUCUCAUGGGUGUGUAGCUCCGAGAUGUCACCUGAUUUAGGAAUAUGAUCUUUCUCUCGUAUUAAAUGUCUCUGAUAUAAAAGUUUUUAGAAGUGUUUUAUUGAAAUGGGAAAUGUAAAAAUGUUUAGAUGAUAAUUUAUUUGUAAAUAAAUCCUGUUCAUGAAUGCUAUGGAGACUGAAUGAUUGAAUGUUUGAAAUAUAUGAAGAAUACAUGUAUUAUAUGAAUAAAAGAAGGAUUGUAGAUUGUAGAGAGUAGGAAGAGUAAUGACUAAGGUCAUGUUAAAGUUGAUGUAUAUUGUGUACAUAUAUUUUACUGUUUUAAUAUGGAUUGUACACCAGAAAUGGGACCAAGUGCUUUUCAAAAGAAUUUUACUGCAAACAUGCUGUUACUAAUUGAUUGUUUAUAAAGUAUCACUUAAUGCAUAACUUUUGUAAUAUAAAAACUUCUGAACCUCAGUUUUGUUUCAAUACAUUUACUUUAUGAAAUUGGCAAAUUAAAACAAUAUUAUUGCAAGGACUGCUGUUUAACGUAAUGUGACAUCCUUACAACUUUACGCAGAAUUUAGCUAUAGUUUAGAGAUUAGUUACAACGUUUAAUGGUCAAAUGAGAGCAAUCUGCUUUAGUUUGGAGGAAAAGUAUUCAUCUCAUAUUUUAUUGAAGAAAGAAAUGUAUUGGAAUAAACACACUAUGUCAUCACUAGCUGUUAUAACCUUUGUCAUCUGAUCUUGUUAUGACCUUUGUCCUCUGACCUUGUUAUGACCUUUGUCAUCUGACCUUGUUAUGACCUUUGUCAUGUUUAUUGUGUUUUUUUAAUUUGGGAAUCAAAAUUGUUCAAUAAUUUAGUGAAAUUUGGAUUAUGAAGAAUAACAUUAAAAAACUGGUACAAAAUUACGGUUCAGUGAUACUUAAAGCUUGUCAAGCAUAAAUCAAACAUUCCUACCAGAAUUCAAAGUUAUGUCAAACAUUCCUCUCUUAAACUGCAGCACACUGAUAUUUUUAUGUUUGUUGAUGUUAUUUUAUUUACAUAUUUUUAAUGGUAUAUGUAUUCAUGUUUACAUCAUUUUAAUCUGUUACUUUUAAGGUGCUAUAUCUAGAAUAGUUAUCCAUUUGUUUUAUAUGUAUCAUUACUACACACAACACAUUCACAUAAAGUUGGGCACACAAUUCCAUCAAAUAUGUUUGGGGACAGGCGGGUAUGAAACUAGCUAAACAGUUUAGCCAUUUGACUUUUUCUGUUGUAUAUUUUUGUUUAUUUGUAAUACCUUUGAUAUGUAGAAUUAGGGAAUUAAUCAAACUUCAGGGUUUUUAAGAACAGGGUUCAAAUUGUACUGCUGUUAUUUGUUACUAAUUAUUGUUUGAGAUAUCAGGUAGCUAGUUGGACGAUUCAGGUUAAAAUGAUAAAAGAAUAAUUUCAUGUUUCAAAAUACUGUUAUUAGAGAUUUGUUUCUAGGUUACUUUUAUCCAAGAAACAGUAAUGACAUUGUAAAAUUUAAAAAAAGUUCAAAAAAUUAAUGUUAAUUAUUAGCUGAUGAGAUUUUUAAAUGUUUUAUUUUAUUAUGUAACUGAGUUGGUAGAUAGAUAUUAUUUAUUACAUCACUCUCUAUUUAUUUGCAAUGGCCAAGUAAUUUUAAUUUGUAGAUUUUUUUGUCAUCUAUAUGUAAACAAUAGUUUUAGUAUGAAGAUACUAUUGAGAUUUAUUUGACCACAAUAUUUACAAUUAUUUGCUUUUAGAUGAUCAUCUUCGCUAGCCAAGGGUUAAGUUCCACUCCCGUUUCUCUCCACCUGGUGGUUUAAGCCAACAUUUGUGAUUACAAUAUUGAGCCAUCUAUCAGAAUAUUAAAGUCACGCCCAUUCUGAAUACAUUGUUCAUGACCAUUGGUAGCACUUGAACUCUUCAAUUGGAAGAUAAAAACACGGUAGAGCCUAGAUUCUACACACUUGGUAAUGCAGGAAACAAAAAUAUACAUCAAAAUUCAUGCAUUUGUGCAAGAAAUAUACAAAGGAACUUCUAUUAGUCGAUUAAAAAUAUUAAAAUUUUCACUGUAUGUGGUCAUAUGUUUAGGGAUGUGAAGACUUGUUGCACAAUAAACAUGUGGCAAUUGUUUACAAACACUUUCUACAUUUACAAGUGAUCAUGUUAUAGGCGCUUUUUGAUUGGAUGCAGCGAGUUUCGACUGCAACCAAUAAAAAUCUUUACCUUGUGUCUCCAAAAUUUUAACUCAAUCCGCCAAGGGUGGAUAGAGCGGGAGUGGAUCAUAACCCUUGGCUAGGGAAGAUGUAAGAUGAUAGACCAAAGAUGAGAAUUAAGUUGUGAUAAGUCUGUUAGUACUAACUGAAUUAUACAGUAUGUUAGUACAACUCGUAUACAGUGUACUUAGAGAAUUUCUGUGAUAACAUUGUGUUCUUACCAAUCAUGCAAAAUAUUAUUGAGUAUAGAUAGUAAUCUUUCUGAUGUAAGCCUAGAAAUGAUUGGAUAGAACUGUUCUUAUGAAAGCCUAGAAAUGAUUGGAUAGAACUGUUUUUAUGAAAGCCUAGAAAUGAUUGGAUAGAACUGUGAAAGCCUUCUCACUUAUAGACAUCAAAAUCUUUUUAAAAGUGUGUUAUCCUUUCAUUUUUCUAGAAGCUUCUGUGAUAUAAUGUGCAACCUGAUCACUAGGAGUCUUUUAGUUUGAGAAAGGAGGAUUGAUAAGAGCAAUUAUCUUUCCCUGAUAUUGACAAAAAAAUCAAAAAUUCUGUCUUAAUAUUUUUUUAAUUUCAAUGAUGUUACUGAUAAACAGAUGUAGUGUUUCAGAUGUUGUUUGGUUACUUUGGUGCAGAAAUAUUAGCUGUGUGCAUAUACAAAUUUCUGGCAAAAUUCAAAAUGAACAGCUGCCUCCCCUAAAAGAGAUUAAACCCACUUAUAUCUACUUCAAUGUUUUAGAUCACUUUUGGCAAACUAUUGCUUUUUAAAGGACCAGAUUAAAAUAAGGUAAUUUUCAUAGUUUUUCCUUUUCAAAUUUGAUGCAAAUAUGUUAUUUUAAAUUAAAAACAUAUUAAAGAAAAAUAAAUAAAUUGGGCUGUAACUUUCCAAAAGAAUAAGGUUCCAUGACUAUACAUGCAAUCCAUGACUACAAUGUCAGGAAUAUUAAAAGACCAAAAUCAAAAGAAAAGCUUUAUAUACAUCAUAAAAUACUGUUGUUUCAAAUGUUUCUAAAGGAAAUAUUAAAAUAAUAAUUGGUUCUUGAUACAAAUCUUACUAGUUCAAAACAUGGUUUGGAAAUAUUUUAAAAGAGGAAAAAUCUUAGUCUCAUAUGCAAAUUUGCAUUUAAGAUCUCAAGUACAAUAUAUUUUACAUUCCAUAAUUGAAGGCAUGCACUCAGUGAACAAUUUUGUACCUCCUGAAACCAAACUUCCUUUGUAAGCAUUUGGAUUCUUAAAUUUAACGUAAUUCUAUGUCACUUUCGUUUGUUCUGAGUGAAUAACAGAGGUAAUUGAGGAAGUAUUCAAGUCUAUGAAAGAUCAUUGGUAGAUAAAGAUUUUCAAUAAUUAGCAUCACAGAAAACGAUAUAUGGUGGAUAGCUCAUUGAAUGGAUAAAUACUAAGUCUCAUUAUCUGCUCUGGUUUUGUGCUAUAAAAAUGUUAAUAUGUUUGAAUGAUUUAUUGAAAAAUCUAUAUAAAGUUUUUACUGUUACUAAGAUAGAAAGGAGUUUUGAUUAAUUUGCAAGUCAUUAAAAAUACACAUGUUUUUGAGAUUCUGUCAGGAAUUAUUGCUGGAAGAAGAGCUUGCCAGUUUAUAAGCUAAUGAUGAUAUAGUUUAUACCUUGAACUAUGACCCUGGCAUGAACUAUGACCCUGGUAUAUUGUGAUAAGCUAGUCAUGACAUAUAAUAGAUUGUUUUGCAGAACAGCUGUUAUAAAUUUAAGAAUCAAUCUUUAAGUCAAUUUCAAAAAAAAAAAAAAAAAGUUAUUUUUUAAUGUAGAAUUUUGCAUUUUAGGAUAUAUUUCAAUAAUUUAUUUUUUUCAUUGCGACUUUUAAAUGUCCUGAAUUAAAGCAGUAUAAAGGUUAUCAUACUUUGAAAUCGUUGAUCUUAGAAAUUAAAUGAUAACUCGGUGUUAGUGCCAAUAUAUACAUGAAUUAUCAAUCUAGUUAUUAAAUAAAAUAUUCAGUACACAA